Messenger RNA from Capsella rubella, 105 nucleotides. RefSeq lists its product as uncharacterized. NCBI's taxonomy places the organism in Eukaryota, Viridiplantae, Streptophyta, Magnoliopsida, Brassicales, Brassicaceae. The coding region runs from base 1 to 105 and encodes 34 amino acids. The record is from RefSeq and is a predicted model, not a curated record. The transcript has 2 exons.
AUGAAAGUGAUGUGCGACCGUCUUUAUAUCGCUCCGGUGAGGAGGAGUCACGGAGGCGGUGAGACCGACGCAUCCAACACCGUCAAAAUACUAUACAAGUUAUGA